This is a messenger RNA of Salvelinus fontinalis (brook trout), 4675 nucleotides long. Its product is annotated as zinc finger protein 501-like. Gene Ontology annotation, biological process: regulation of transcription by RNA polymerase II. Lineage: Eukaryota; Metazoa; Chordata; Actinopteri; Salmoniformes; Salmonidae. The record is from RefSeq and is a predicted model, not a curated record. The transcript has a single exon. Bases 188 to 1726 code for a protein of 512 amino acids. Gene Ontology annotation, molecular function: DNA-binding transcription factor activity; RNA polymerase II cis-regulatory region sequence-specific DNA binding.
UGCUCCAGGCAGAUAUACUACAUCCAUAACUAUCGGUUUCCUCAUACAAUUUUAGCCAACACAGAAAGGGGCCUAUAUUGGAGACCAAAAGUCGUCUGGCACACUGCUUAGAGUUUCAACAACAUGAAUAACUUAUUUCUAGUCUACAAUCUUAGAUGUUACUACUAAUGUGAAAACAAGACAAUAUAUGACUAUUCUUGCUCAUUUUAAGACAAAUGUCAAAUCAUUACAUUCAAACAGACGUCAAUUGUUGUACAACAUCAUGGCUACGCUGUUGGCAUCACCUUUUACAGUGGAUUUCCACUGUUGUUGGCCUUUAACCAUCUGUAUGACUGUCAUUCACACAGGAAAGAGACGUGACUGUCCUGGAUCCUCUGGGGAGCCUCAACAACCUCAUGAUGCUGACGAGGCAGAGAAGAGUCUCUCCAGAUCAGAACACCUCAAUAAACACCUGCAGAGAUCCACAGGGAAGAGAACUCACUGCUGCUCUGACUGUGGGAUGAGAUUCACCUCAUUAGGCAUUAAGAUUCAUCAGCGAAUCCACACAGGAGAGAAGCCUUUCAGCUGUACUCAAUGUGGGAAGAGAUUUACUAAUUCAAGUAAUCUGAAAACACACCAGAGAAUACACACAGGAGAGAAGCCAUAUAUCUGUGGUCAAUGUGGGAAGAGUUUUGGUCGAUCUUGUCAUCUGACUCAACACAAGAGAAUACACACAGGAGAGAAACCUUAUAGCUGUGAUCAAUGUGGGAAGAGUUUUGGUCAAUCUGGAGAGCUGACAGUGCACCAGAGAGCACACACAGGAGAGAAGCCUUACAGCUGUGUUCAAUGUGGGAAGAGUUUUGGUCGAUCUUGCCAUCUGACUCAACACAAGAGAAUACACACAGGAGAUAAAUCUUAUAGCUGUGAUCAAUGUGGAAAGAGAUUUGGUCAAUCUGGAGAGCUGACAGUGCACCAGAGAGGUCACACAGGAGAGAAACUUUACAGCUGUGUUCAAUGUGGGAAGAGUUUUGGUCGAUCUUGCCAUCUGACUCGACACAAGAGAAUACACACAGGAGAGAAACCUUAUAGCUGUGAUCAAUGUGGGAAGAGUUUUGGUCAAUCUGGAGAGCUGACAGUGCACCAGAGAGCACACACAGGAGAAAAGCCUUACAGCUGUGUUCAAUGUGGGAAGAGUUUUGGUCGAUCUUGCCAUCUGACUCAACACAAGAGAAUACACACAGGAGAGAAACCUUAUAGCUGUGUUCAAUGUGGGAAGAGUUUUGGUCAAUCUGGAGAGCUGACAGUGCACCAGAGAGCACACACAGGAGAGAAACCUUACAGCUGUGUUCAAUGUGGGAAGAGUUUUGGUCGAUCUUGCCAUCUGACUCUACACCAGAGAACACACACAGGAGAGAAACCUUACAGCUGUGUUCAAUGUGGGAAGAGUUUUGGUCGAUCUUGCCAUCUGACUCGACACCAGAGAACACACACAGGAGAGAAACUUUACAGCUGUGUUCAAUGUGGGAAGAGUUUUGGUCGAUCUUGCCAUCUGACUCGACACAAGAUAAUACACACAGGAGAGAAACCUUAUAGCUGUGAUCAAUGUUGGAAGAGUUUUGGUCAAUCUGGAGAGCUGACAGUGCACCAGAGAACACACACAGGAGAGAAGCCUUAUAGCUGUGAUCAGUGUGGGAAGAGAUACUCUGAUAAAAGAUCUCUGAUCAAACAUCAGAAAAUACAUGCAUGAAGGAGUUGUAGGAAAAAUCCAGGCUCUGAAUUGAAAGAGUACUAUUUAUGAGAUUUAACAAAAAGUCACUCACACAAAAAUAGCUGUGUUACACUUCCCACGUUGGUGACCCACUUGAGUCAAAAUGGAACACCUCAAAAUGUGGUGAGCUGUUUUCUACAAGUUGUCCUCUAACCAGGGAUGUACACAUUACUCCCAGUUCUGUGUGCUUUUUGAGCUGUUAGUUUUAACAGGACGUGCAACCUCAUCUUCCUCCUGUCGCACAAAUGAUUUUAGCAUGAUAUAGAUGAGUUAUGACAAAUAAGUGUUGCGUUCCUUUGUUUUGCAACCCAUAAAUUUAAAUGCAUCACUCCCAAAUGUAGCUGACUGUUUUCUGUAGGUUGUCCUCUAAUCAGUGAGGUAAAAUAUAUCUCUCAUUUCCACGUGUUUUGUUUAGUUGUGUUAGUUUCAACAGCACGAACAACCUGAUUUUCCCCCUAAUCGAUACCCGUGAUUUAUUGCUAAUUUAUUGCUACUUGUCAACAGCGUUUUUGGUGCUUGUGCAGUUUAUAAGGAGCUUGUUUAAGUAAUAUGAUUAUUGUGGCCGAUGUUUGUAUAUAUAGUACAUUUUUUGUUUAUGUUUUCAAUUUAUCACAAAGUGUUUCUGCAUUUGGACACGUUUAAACUGUGACAUUGUGGCUAUGCCACCUAGUAAAAUGUUGUUGAAAAUAAGACUAUGCCCGGCAUACAAUAUAAGUUUGGUUUUAGUUGAAAGUGAAAGUUGGGGGGAAAAACAUUGAAUUUCAACAUACUUGCAGCCUAUACACAUUGACGCAGUAUAAUAAAUCGGUCUAUAAUCAAUUUUAUUAACAAUCCUAAUAAAUUGAGUCAUAAAUGUAGGAUAUAUUUGUUGUCUUAAGGGGGAAGGUGUUACAGUCUUUGGUUUUUCCAUUUAUGUUUGGACGUUAGCUCGUAUAGCUCGAUAGCAAUAAGGGCGCACUGAUUAGUGUCACCUCGUUAGUCAGUAUGUGUUACACCUGUGCUGGCUUGUCCAUCUCGUUAGUGGGAAGGUGUUUCACCUGAGCUGGUCCAGGUUCUAUUUAAGAGUGUCUGGCCCAGUGCUCCAGUUGUCUUGAUAGAUGUGGAGAGUCAACACCUUUAGUUGCGCCACCUUUUUGGUUUGCUUCCUGUCUGUGAGUUUUUUCUUUUGUUUGCCUCUUCUUGGGCAGAUUUAGUGGGUCUCAUGGUUGGUGUCUUUUAGGUCCCAGUUGUUGUUACUAGUCAAUUUUCAGUGGACACCCCCAUAGUGUCUUUCAGAGCCCCUCCUAAAAAACAAGCUUAUAUUUUGGGUUGGAUAUUUUAACAUUUUAAUCAAUGGCAUUUCCUUAGGAUGCUCAUUAGUCUUUAAGUUGUUAUUGUUUUUUAUCCUCUAAUGUUUGUGUUCUAAAUAUUUCUGUUUAUUUUCAUAGUUUUUUCCUGUGAAGCCAUUGUGUUGCAUCCAUGCAUCCUUGCAUCCAGCUAGAUUUGAACAAAUUAAAAAACAAAUGAACCCAAUGACUGACCAAUCAACAGACUCUUGCUAAACCAUUCUGUGCAAAUGCAGCACAUAUCUUGGUCCAUCUUUAGUAUGAAAAACAGUAUAAAUUCAGUAUAUCUCCCACUAUGUCAAAAUAGUGCUGGUAUGUAUGUUUUAGUAUCACUUUUCAACCAACCCAGUUCAUUUGUUGAAAUCAACAAUACGUCAAAGGAUCCAACUACUGAAAACUGAAACAAACAAAUGGUUCAAACAGAUCAAUCCCACUUUUCCAGCCUGCUGAAAGCGUGGUGGAGUGGUGAACACCACCCCCGGCUCUACCGGGGGCUUGAGGUGGUCUCCCACAGCUCUGCUGGUGGAGUGGUAAAUACCACCCCCGGCUCUACCAGGGGCUUGAGGUGGUCUCCCACAGCUCUGCUGGUGGAGUGGUAAAUACCACCCCCGGCUCUACCAGGGGCUUGAGGUGGUCUCCCACAGCUCUGCUGGUGGAGUGGUAAAUACCACACCCGGCUCUACCAGGGGCUUGAGGUGGUCUCCCACAGCUCUGCUUAUGUCAUGUUCUGUGGCCUUGCCGUUCCAUUUCUUGACUGCCCCUGCAACACAGAAAGAAACAUAUUUAGUCAUAUUAUAUAAAACACUCAAAGUAAUGGAUGUGUAGCAUCUAUGGCCUCAGUUACACCUGGCACCUAAAUGUGACUUCUGUCAUCUGAUCACUCCAAGCUGCAUUAGGUUCAGAUCUAACAGGAUGAGCCUUUGACGCAGUCAGGCCAUCAAAUAUGCAUAAGCAAUGUAAAGAGAUGUGGGGAAAAGUACAUUCUACACAAAUUACCUUCAUAAUAGCAAAGAACAAAUGUGUGUGUCUGAGGGGAAAUUAACUUUCAUACAGCCAAAAGGGGUGAGAAAUUACACCAAUAUCAGUGAACAAUUUGCACUAAUGUAAAUAAACAUGGAUGAUGGAACAUAUUACCUUUUGCUUAUGUGAUGAACCGCUAAGGGGACAUAAAUAUUUACCAUCUAAAACUUGUGUGACCUCUCACCUCCGGCUGUAGAAGUGUUCUUCCUAACCAGUCCCUCAACAGCUCUCUGACUGAGCUCCACCCUCACUGGGUCUUCAGAGGAGAGGAAGGCUGAGGAGGGAUGGAAGGAUGAAUGGAUCAGUCAGUCAAUAAAGUGUAGAGCUGCUGUCUAUGCUGUCUGACAAAAUCACUAUUUUAGUAGUUCAUUAAAGUAAAUAAGGCUUUAUGACUGCUGAAUACCAACUAUCAAUCACUUAGAUCAUGUAUUUUCAGGUAGAGAUACAUCCUUGGGACGUCCCUAGCCUGUUGAAGUUGACAGUUAAAAUGGUUAAGGUAGGGGUUUAGGAUAGGGAUGUCCCAAGGAUCCCGGAUAGCAUUGACCAUUGUGCAUUCUUCUGUCUCUUUUACAUAGCAGGUGAU